CAAACCCAUUCAGAACUCUCGGAUUUCUCCCCUUAGUAAGACAAAACUGCUUGAGCAGGAAGAAUGGCUCCGAGAGAAAAGCCGGUUCCGGUGAGCCCUAACCCGGCAUCCAAGGAGAUCAGGUAUCGAGGGGUCAGGAAGCGCCCAUGGGGUCGUUACGCCGCCGAGAUCCGCGACCCAGGGAAAAAAACUCGUGUCUGGCUGGGCACAUUCGACACCGCUGAGGAGGCGGCGCGUGCGUACGAUAAGGCGGCGCGUGAGUUUCGCGGUGUCAAGGCAAAGACGAAUUUCUCCGAAACUAACGAGAAUAAUAACAGCAAUAUCUCGCGUAGCCCCAGCCAGACCAGUACCGUGGAUUCCUCCUCCCCUCCGCCGCUGGACCUCACUCUAGCCAGCGGCUCGUCUUUCUCCAUCCCCAUCGUGGCUCGUCCCGUUUUCUUCUUAGAUGCGUUCGCGGGAUCUCGUAUGGCAACGGCGGCGGCUGCUGCUGUAGGAUGCUACGGCGCCAGCGGAACAACCGCCGGCAGCCAGAGCGAUUCUGAUUCUUCCUCUGUUGUGGAUUUUGAAGGGAGCCCACAGAGAAGAUUAGUCGUCCUCGAUCUCAACCUGCCGCCUCCGCCUGAAGCGGCAUGAUAUUUCCCGGCCGCAGUGGUUUUGCGCUCAAAAUUUUCCAUUUUUCCUUCCAAUUUAAGCGAAAAAAAAAAGAAUCAAAUUGAAAUUAGUAGCAGACGUGUAACAAAUUAUCGUGUAAAUAUUAACCUCAUCCUAUGAUGAUCCGAUCUCUUGUUUUUUAGCAGUGGGGGAUUAGAAAGUCAAUUUUAUUCCUGAGAACCCUUUUUCCCUUCUCUGUUAAUUUUAUAAUUUCAAUAAGAUUUAGUAUUAUUUUAUUAUUAUUAUUGGAGUCUCUUGUUCUGUAAUAUGAAUCAAGAAUCAUGUUACAA
Rubroshorea leprosula is the source of this 941-nucleotide messenger RNA. The record is from the annotation of a GenBank genome assembly. Lineage: Eukaryota; Viridiplantae; Streptophyta; Magnoliopsida; Malvales; Dipterocarpaceae.